Molecule: messenger RNA, 4921 nt
Organism: Oppiella nova
Lineage: Eukaryota; Metazoa; Arthropoda; Arachnida; Sarcoptiformes; Oppiidae
Source: the annotation of a GenBank genome assembly
AUGAAUCUAUUGCUGACUCUGCCGUUCGGAAGUCCUUCAGAAGAAGUGGAAGAGACCGAUGACACGGAUGGCGCGAAGCCAUUAAAAGCCGUCCCAAGAAAUAUAGCGACCAUUGAAUCGUCGAAAAUGAUGGCCGACGCUCUGAAUUUCGUGAAGGAAAGUGUGGCCAAAAUUGGGGAAACUUCUGAACCUAAAGAGGAAAAGGAGGAGUCGGACGGACAGAAAACGGUCAUUGCUUUCAAGAGUAUUGUCUUUGACUUCAAACUCAACCAAAUAUUAGUGACACUGUUUGAAGGCAAUGAGAGAAGUGACAAAUCGGCGGUCGCAACGGCACAGUUGAUCCGCUUUGAGAUAUACGGGGAGCUAUUGACUGACACCUCCAUAUGGGCGACGUGUCUCAUUGGGGAUCUCUCCCUGAAUGACGUCAGGACUUCAAGAAGUGAAUCCGGGAUUAAGACACUAUUAGAGAAAGAUUUGCAAAUCGCUUCGACGAGUAGUGCUGAACAGAAGGACUCUAUGUUUGUGUUGCAGUUUAUUCAGAAAUCUAAUGAAAGUGCCCAUGAUGUCGACGCUUAUAUUAUGAGACCGGCAAACCUGAAAAUCAACGGAUCAGUCAAUGGUGAUGUGCAUAUGCUUGACGUGAGUUUAAGUGAAAUUCAGAUCUUCAUAUCGCCCCCAAUGGUCAACAUUGUGGUCAAUAUAUUGUCAAAAGUGGGUUCGAGUUCUGAUACAAACGGUUCGAGUGAAGAACGAAAGAUAAAUCCUUCGAAUUUGUUUAAACUCCGAGCGAAUGAUAUCAAGAGUUGGUUCUUGAGUUAUAUACCGGUCGCCGAAGAAGCGACUGAAGAAUUUGAGUCCAUUAGCGAAAAGCCUGUAAUCUCUUCCAAACAACAACUCUAUCUCAAUGUGAAGUCCGUUAGCAUUAUCGUCGAGUCGGGAGGUCUGGACUCUCAGCCAUUAGUUAAAUUGAAUUCAAUUUUCAGUGGAAAACUAUCUGGUUAUAAAUCCCUGUCUGCCAACUGCUCUCUAAUCGCUGAUUAUUAUAAUGAAAAUAAAUUCUUUUGGGAACCGCUUAUAGAGCCCAUUGAAGGCCUUAAUUUGCGUAUAUUUUUGCUGGACAGUAGUGUUAAGAAACGAAGCACUGAUAAAAGUAGUAAAGCUAUUGCUAAAGCUGUCCAAAACGAGACGCUUGUGAUAAAAGCCGGGGAAGAGAUACCUCUAAUCGCGACAGACCUCAAAGAAAUAGAGCUUAAUAUUGGAGAACAACCAUUACAUUUAGGGCGCGUUAAACCACUUUCUAUUCUGGAACUGCCACUCGAUGCCAUUUACGGAGAAGAUUGUGAGCUUAAAGUGAAACCGUCUGCUGAUUACAAGAUUAGCGAUAAGAUAAUUGAAUGGCGAAACUCAGUCGACAAAAGAAGUUCUGCGAAACUAUGUCUCCCUUUAUGUGAUUCUCCGUCUAAACAGCCUUUGAUUCUGGAGUCGGUGUCCGAGAUUAUUGCCAGCAAUAAGUUCUUCGUUAAAGUCAAAUGUGAUCACAAAGAAGUGCACUUCGAAGACACCAACGCAUCGAAUGUCGAAUCAGUUUUCUAUCAAAUAAAACUCAUACCAAUCGUCAAACUUAAGAAUCUAUUGCCGUAUUGUAUAAGUUAUGCCACCGAAGGAAUCGAUCAGAACUUACCUCUAGAGUCCGGACAAGAAGCAGAUUUGUCUUCUGUUAGACUCGGAGAGACAGGCAUUCAACUGACUCUAAAUGAUUAUUUGGAAAGAGAUUGGAGUUGUUUUAAAGUGAUACCCGGAUAUGGCCCCGAAAGUGAUAUCCACUUAUGGAAGUUUGUGACCACAGGGCAUGAAAGACCACUUUCACUUGAUUUGGCCGUUAAGUUAUCGGUGGAGAACUCAUCCCUAAUAGUCUCUCUAUACGCGCCCUUUUGGAUGAUUAACCGGACGUCUCAGCAAUUGGUUUAUCGCAUCGACGACGAGACGGUCUUAUAUCACGCGCAGACAGUCAUCACUCCCGUCCUCUUGUCAUUCAAACCCAAGAGUUUCUUCUGUAAGAAGAAGUUGUGUCUCUCUAUCGGUGACUCGAGAUUCUCUGACGGCUUCUCCAUCGAUGUGGUCGGAAGUAAAGGCAAUAUAAUCGCCAAAUCAAAGAACGGAAAAUUCAAUUAUUAUGUGUCGGUCGACAUACAACUGUCGCGAAUUGGUUUGAGUAAAAUCGUGACAAUAACGCCCUUCUACUCGAUAAUUAAUGUGUCGUCCAGUGCUCUGGAAGUGUCUGAAGACAACGACGAGUGGUUCCCAAUUGACAGCCUAUCAAACAAUGCCUUUUGGCCCAAACGAACCAAAAAUCAGCAGAUUUUCUUGAGUUUGGACUCUAAAUCUUCGUCUUCACAACCUCUGUCAUUGUCUGACUCGUCAUCCACUUUGGUUGCGGUCAAUGGGCUGUACUUCUACGUUGACAUCGAUAUCAGCGAAUGGGACGCAACCAUCAAAAUAAGUGAUUAUUUUGAUGGUUCGGCGCCCGUUAUGUUAGUGAAUGCACUGAACACUCCCAUCAUGUUUGGCCAAAAAGGAGUGACUGUCUGGUCAUCAAAAACUGGUGAACAGAAACACGUGAAUACAUUGCCGGCAAACCAUUCAGUUCACUACACAUGGGUUUUGCCUACUGGUGUCCGUCUACUUGUCUGGAAGUCAAAUGAUAGAGUCGAUGAACAGGUGGUUGACUUGAAAUGCGAUACAUUGCUUGAAGUAGACGUCUCUCAAGAUAUUCUUCACACAAAAGUAUUUGUGGUUUCAUUCCUCGACGGAAAACAAAGAGUUUUGUUGUUUACAAACGACUACUUAUUAGCGACGAAUGCACUUCAGGCGGGAGAGAUAACUAAACCCAAAAUGAAUGUUGAGUUCAUAAUGAAAGGAAUUGGUCUUUCGGUUGUCAACAAUGAUAUUAAUAAAGAGAUCCUUUACAUAGCAAUCACCAGACGUCUGGCAAACCGAGGCAUAUGGGUGUCCAUUGCUCUGUCCGAACACAUCGUACAGUUUCAUAUGAAAGUGAAUCGCCUACAAAUUGAUAACCAAAUGCCGGACCAUAUAUUCGAGAUCGUUAUGUGUCCGAUGAGUACAAUCACAGAAUCGCUGCUGUCGUCGCGUAAAAGUUAUUACGAUUUUAUUCACUUCUCUCCCCUCAAAGUCCACUUGAGUUUCUCAAUGGCCGGCGCUGCGGGCGGACAGUUGCCGCUCGGACUCGACUUCUUUGUGCGGUCGGCCGGUGUGACGCUCACAGAGUUUAAUGACGUUGUCUUCAGACUCGACUAUUUUGAGCGCAAAAACCUAUUACUCGAGAAUUCAGAGCUCAUCUCAAUUGUGACCAAACACUACACGACUCAAGUGCUCAAACAGUUUUAUGUUCUGGUGUUAGGACUGGAUUUGAUUGGAAAUCCUAUGAAACUAGCGCUCGGAUUGACUGAAGGCGUCGGUGACUUCUUUUACGAACCAUUUCAGGGCAUAAUUCAAGGUCCGGGAGAAUUCGCUGAGGGUAUAAGCAUUGGUGUCAAGUCUUUAGCGUCGAAUGUUGUCGGAGGAGCUGCCGGUGCUCUCGGAAGCAUUACUAAUACAUUAGGCGAAGGAGUGUCAGCGCUGUCCAUGGAUGACAAGUUUAGACGAGAACGUCGCUCGCGAUUAAACCGAAAGGUUGGGUUCGCAGAGAGCGGCAAAAAUCUAUUCAAAGGUUUUUACUCUGGAGUGACUGGAGUUAUAACACAACCCAUUGAAGGCGCCAAAGAAGAUGGCAUCGGAGGUCUGUUCAAAGGGAUGGGUAAAGGCGUUGUGGGUAUCAUUGCUCAGCCGACUACCGGACUCAUCGAUUUCACUUCGGGUUCACUGCAAGCCGUAAAACGAGCUGUAGAUCCCAAGCAAGAGGCCAAACAGAUGCGUCCGCCCCGGUAUGUCGACCACGACGGCAAACUAAGGCGAUAUAACAGACAUUACGCCUCAGGCCACACAAUUCUAAAGGAAAUGGAAAACGGGAAGUAUUCGACGGAUAACUAUAUAACCCACGUCAGUCUCGGCCCAAACGCUUUGAUUAUGUUGUCCGACAAACGGCUGAUGGCAGUCAAGAAGGGUAUGAUAUCUCACAACUGGGAGUCUGACUGGUCUGAAGACUGGUAUAACUGUCAUAAAGUUGCCAUUUCUGACGACGGAAUGAAACUUAGGAUCACAACUAAGUGGCUCAUCGAACAGAUCAACAAACAGUUGAGACGAUAAAUGAACACAAGAUUCCCGAUUGAAGUGAAAAAAGUUAGAGGAGAAGCGAAAAAACAAUAAAAUUUUAUUUUAAUGACAGCUCAACGUAACUGAAAGGCCAGCGAUUGAAAGCAUAACCGAAAACAAUAUAUUGCGAGCAAUGGAUGAAAGGCUCUUAAGUGUAGAAAAUAUUCCAAUUAUUUAUUGCACUCUCGAUGCCAUCAAUUGGUUUGGUUGGGAAGGAGUCAUAGAAAACAGCGAAAAGCAGUCAUAAAACAAAAGAGAGAAUAAAAUUUGAGAGAAAGAGAUAUAAGAGUAGAGAAUAAUAGUUAGCGAAUAGGGCUGUGAUUGGAGUGUAAUAAAGAGGCAAAACAUGCGAACGGCUUAACAUUCAAACAGCGAUUCUUCGCUAAUAAUAAUAGUUUUUUUGCUGCUAUUAUGCCUUCCCUGGUAGUGAUCUCCUUCUUGGCUCUAAAUAAUGUAAUUAUAAUAAAAAGUUUCGCCGAAACGACAACGAACUCAACGAUUCGUACGCUUUUUUUUGUGCCCAAAACUACAACUAAAAAGUCUUUUCGUCACAAAAUUUGAAUUUUAUUUUAAUUCCCUCUCACUUUGCUUUCGGUCCAUAAAUUUUUGGCUUCAAUUUUAAUGCCUUUUGUUUUGACUUCUAUAGAGAUAU